Oncorhynchus keta (chum salmon) is the source of this 3643-nucleotide messenger RNA. Its product is annotated as claudin-7-like. The record is from RefSeq and is a predicted model, not a curated record. The transcript has a single exon. Lineage: Eukaryota; Metazoa; Chordata; Actinopteri; Salmoniformes; Salmonidae. Gene Ontology annotation, biological process: cell adhesion; bicellular tight junction assembly. Gene Ontology annotation, molecular function: structural molecule activity. Bases 1169 to 1867 code for a protein of 232 amino acids. Gene Ontology annotation, cellular component: plasma membrane; bicellular tight junction.
GUUCCCUCUCUCUCUCCAGGCACACAGUGCUGCUCUCACAGGUUGACAGUAAACUGAGGCUGUUCUGAAGAUGGGAGGGACGGACUGACUAUUCCACUUACCUGGCAGUCUGACUAAGUAGUCUUACCUACUAUCAACCCUAACACCCGGGUUGGACUGACCCAAUUGGGUGUGUGUGGGGAGGGGGUGGGGGGGGCAGAAAGCUGAACCUGCGUAAGAGUCUGAAGUGGCUUCGGCAGGCUGAGCCCUUUGUGACGAAGACACUCCAGCAGGCGCCAGCGGCAGCUGAGGUCUGCCGCUUCAUUUUCCAAGGCUUUGUUCUCCAAGACACCGUAACUCCAUUUUAAGCUUUAGCGGUGUAACUUGUUUUGCAUCAACCAUCAAGCUUUGGUGCAUUUGGAGGCAUAGUUUGGAUGCACUUGGAGAAAGGCCAGAAUUGGACCAAGCCCUUAUUUGCGCUUUAUCAAGACAUCGGUCUUUUUGUUUUGUUUACCUUCUGUGGAACCUCUUUGCUCAUGGGACUGUAUCAGUUGUUUUUGCCUUCCAGCGAUGGCGUACAUCUUCAGCGAUGUCCCUUGAUCGAGUAUCAGGUUCUAUUGGCAUGACCCAUCUAGGUAAGGCCACACCAAACCUGUGGGGUAAUAGACACUUUUCAUGUAAUCAGCUCCGCGCUUGGGUUAGUGUGAGGUUACAGGGCCAGAACUGCUGACAUCCAAUUGUACCCUUCGCACAAACCCACUGGGUCUGAUGGUGACGUCUCUGAAGCUCAAUCAAUCCAAAAUAGGGGAGCUGCCACAAGUGGCUGCACAGUCAUUGGUUCUUAAAUAAUGAAUCAUUUCAAUAGAUAGAGGGAGGAAAGCAAUGGAGUCUUCUCUCCCUCUGCCAUCACCUGUCACUCCGAUCACUGGGGGGGAAAAACCUUGAGUUAAAAAAUAAAAGCUACAUUGAAGACAUCUGACCAGAUGUUGAAAAGAAACGGAGACAUAAGAAGCUUGAGAAAGGAAAGUAAUUUCAGAAAAGGACAGUGAGUGACUCAAAUUCAGGAUUGUGAAAGGCCCAGACAGAGCAGGCAGUUAUAGCAAAGGAGUGGGCCUUGAAGUGAGAAAGAAGACAUAGACCAGGGUAAAGGUCUGUUUCAGGUGGUCAGAAGACAUCAAGAGCAGCCAUCAUGGUCAACACAGGCAUGCAAUUGAUCAGCUUCACCUGUGCGGUAACAGGUUGGGUCAUGGCCAUCGCUGUGACGGCCUUGCCUCAGUGGAAGGUGUCCGCCUUCAUCGGCAGCAACAUCCUCACCUCCGAGAUCAAGUGGGAGGGCAUCUGGAUGAACUGCAUCUACCAGGCCACGGGCCACAUGCAGUGCAAGACCUACGACUCCAUUCUGGCUCUGCCCCCGGACCUCCAGGCAGCUCGUGCCCUCAUGUGUGUGGCAAUUUUCCUGGGCUGGCUGUCCUGCACCGUGUCCUGCUGUGGAAUGAAAUGCACCACGUGCGCUGGUGACGACCGCCGCGCCAAGGCAGGCAUCGCCCUCUCCGGCGGCGUGCUAUUCAUCCUGACGGGCCUGUGCGUGCUGGUGCCAGUCUCCUGGACCGCCAACACUGUGGUCCAGGACUUCUACAACCCCAAAGUUCCUGUCAUGUACAAGCGAGAGCUGGGCCAGGCGAUCUACCUGGGCUGGGCAUCUGCGGUUAUUCUGAUGAUCAGCGGGGCCGUGCUGAGCAGCACCUGCCCCCAUAUCGAGAGCGGAGGAGGGGAGUACCGCCGGGGGUACAUGGGCCGGCGCUUUCCUAACACGCGCCCCUCCCCCCUCGCACCUGAUCUUCCGAAACCGAUCACCUCAAACAGCGUGCCCCUAAAGGAAUACGUGUAGUCCAGAGAAAAGAUGUGAAGAAGAAUGUCAACAGGGUUGGAGUAUGGGAAGGCGCAAGGUUGAGAACGAGAAGAGGAAGUAGAAGGCUGGAGAAGGAAAAACUGUGACUGACAGUAGUGGAGGUGAGGUGUUGUGACUUGGAAGGUUUUUGAAGAUGUGACGCAUUAGAUUUGAAACUCUGCAGUUCUCUCGCGUUCUUCUAGCGUGAAGCAGUUUGAUGUACUGUAAAUAUUUCAAAUGUAUUUUGUCACGGCCCAAUUUGAUAUAUAUAAAAAAUUGAGGCUGUUUCCAUAAUGCCUAUCAUUAUCCGCCUCAUGUAUUCCCUUAUUGACUUCAUUACACAUUUAUUACACUGUGAUAUUUGGUAUUAGUGCGUGGACAGAUCACAAUAUUCUGCCUGGAAGAUACAUCAAUCACCAUAAACACCUUUAAGAUAUUAUGGUUUUGUGACUUGUGGUGUGAAGAUUGGAGUGAUUUCUUUCACAAUUCUUCUCAGAUGACUAUUAAAUCUGUGAAAUAAUUCAGUCUCGGCACUACUUCAUUGAGUUUGAAUAAGUCAAAAUUGUAACAGAAUAAACUGUUUAUUCCAAGGGUAUUUUAGUAAGUUUGAACUUUUUCCUUCCAUAUGUUAUAGUUCAUGACAAACUGAUGGGUGUUUUGAAGUUUCCCCAGAAUAUUGAAGGUGUCAUGUGCUCAAUGUUCAGCUGUGCACACCUCCAAACAGAAAGUGUUCCCUUUGCACAUAGUGAUGGAUCAAUCUAGCCCUCUUACAGGCUGUUUGGAAUUCCUGUCAAAUUGAUUGUAUCUUUCAGGGCAGCAAGGGCAAACCAUGUGAGGUGAGGGAAAGGAGCAGCCAUCCUGAAUAAACCAGAUAGUUGGAGAAAUAAAAAAACGUGUUAAAGUUAUAUUUAUAAUUUAAUUUCAUUGUUUUUCCACAUUUAUUUUCGCUUAGUCAGAAGUUCUACUAUUCUAGCUCAGGGCCCAUAUCCACAAAGCAUCUCAGAAUAGACAAUUGGUCAUAAAUGCUGAGAACAGAGACAUUUUACUUGUUCUCUUAUGGGUACAAAAUAAAAGCAAUGCGUGAAGCCUCUUUUGUCAUAAGAGUCACACCUAGUCGACAGAUAUUUAGGACACCUCAUGAGCUGUCCUAAACAGUUAAAUUACCAGCGGAUGUCUUGAUCAAUAAUCAAGUGAGUCAGUGGUUCCUGUGCCACAUGCAAUUGCUUUGGAGUCGUUUGUGUUUUCUAAUUCUAUAUCGUCAAUCCAUAAAUAAUCUAGAUCUACAGUAUAUGCAACAGUAUCUCUUGUGCCUCUACCAAUGAUUUCAGAUGAUAUGCCUAAAUACUUAUAACAAAUAGGUUCAUAAAUAAAUGUAUUUCCAUUUAUUGAAUUUCAUCGGUAUUUCAAGUUAUCCCUUUGGAGUGCAAUACCACGUUGUAUUUUUAUUUUUAAAAGAUGCCUAAAUUGGGCACUUGAGGAAUUAUGUUGCCUUUGAUUGUGUUCGAUAACAAUGACCUUUCACGAGUUGUAUGAAACAUUAUUGGCAAGUGACUUGAGGCCAACUGGGCCAAAGCAAAUUCUUUUUAAAACGGGAGUGACGAGUGUUUUGAUAUCACUGCAAUAUUGUCAAUGAUGCUUUUUAACAACCAUCGGAAUUGGUAAAAAAAAAAGUUAUGCAUGCCAAUAUAUUCGGCGAUAAGAGAAGUGAUUGUGUCACGUGAAAUUAUAUCAAACGUUUUCCCAUUGCAACAUUAACAUGUACAGUCACAUUCACCG